Pollicipes pollicipes is the source of this 1661-nucleotide messenger RNA. RefSeq names its product cytosolic iron-sulfur assembly component 1 (gene Ciao1). Gene Ontology annotation, biological process: iron-sulfur cluster assembly. The transcript has 2 exons. Gene Ontology annotation, molecular function: protein binding. Lineage: Eukaryota; Metazoa; Arthropoda; Thecostraca; Pollicipedomorpha; Pollicipedidae. Gene Ontology annotation, cellular component: cytosolic [4Fe-4S] assembly targeting complex. The record is from RefSeq and is a predicted model, not a curated record. Bases 130 to 1113 code for a protein of 327 amino acids.
CGCCGAGGGGCGUCUACGUUCAGCCUGCGUUGUUAUCUACCUGUGUCCGUGAGACGUAUAUGCUAGUAUUCAAUAUUGUUUGAAGCAAAUGCUUUCGAAGAUUUCAUAACCUCCAAGCUUUUAUUUAGAAUGUCACGCUCUCUGGAACCGGUGGCGACGCUGUCGGGGCACACCGACCGAGUUUGGCAGGUGGCCUGGGACCCAACUGGCCGCACCCUGGCCUCCUGCUCGGCCGACCGCUCGGUGCGCCUGUGGGCGGCCGACGCCGCCGGCUGGAAGUGCGCCACCGUGCUGACCGACGGCCACGAGCGCACGGUGCGGGCCGUGGCCUUCUCGCCGAGCGGCCGGCUGCUCGCCUCGGCCAGCUUCGACGCCACGGCGGCCGUGUGGGACCGCGAGCAGACGUGGGAGUGCGCCGCCACGCUCGAGGGCCACGAGAGCGAGGUGAAGGCCGUAGCCUGGUCGCGCUCGGGCCGCUUCUUGGCCACGUGCUCGCGCGACAAGUCGGUCUGGCUGUGGGAGCUGACGGACGAGCGCGAGCUCGACUUUGAGUGCGCCGCCGUGCUCAUGUCGCACACGCAGGACGUCAAGCGCGUCGCCUGGAGCCCCACGGAGGAUCGGCUGGCCUCCUGCGGCUACGACGACACCGUGCGGCUGCAUCACGACGACGGCGACGACUGGACGAGCGGCGCCGUACUCAAGGGUCACACGUCGACCGUGUGGGCGGUGGCCUGGGACGCGACCGGCCGUCGGCUCGCCUCGUGCUCCGACGACGGCACUGUACGAGUGUGGCGCGAGACGCAGCCGCCGGACGCCUGGACCUGCGUGUGCACGCUGAGCGGCCACCACCCGCGGCCCGUCUACGACCUGGCCUGGUGUCCGCUGACCGGCCUGCUGGCCACCGCCUGCGGCGACGACGGCCUGCGCGUGUUCGCUGAGGAGCCGGCCGCCGGCGGCGACGGCGAUGAGGCGGCGUUCACGCUGGUCGCGACCGUGGCGCGCGCCCACGAGCAGGACGUGAACGCGGUCAGCUGGAGCCCGACCGAGCGUGGCCUGCUGGCUUCGGCCGGAGAUGACGGCCUAGUCCGGCUGUGGCAGGUGGGCGAGCUGUGAGCGCCGCAGACGCCGGCGGUGGCGGGCAGUGCGCCACGCGGUUGCCGCCGUGUGGAGGCUUAAAUGCCGGGCGGCGUUAGUCACGUGGAUGUGUUGUCAGUCGGGUAGUUGCCUCCUGUGCCGUUGGUUGGGAUCUCUUUGGUCUGGGCUUACUAUUACUGUAGCCUUGCUCGGGACUGAGACGUAACUCCUACGCCAUUGGUAUGGUUAUGGGUCUGUCAUCAGACAGUGUCAAACACGAGCGUCACAGAAAUACUCGGUAUCAUACGAGGAACAUCGCUGAGCAUUGAUUUACAGCCACGACGAGGGGGUGGGGAAAGGGCCUGCUGCGAGUGAUAUGCGAAAAGGUGCUUAUUCUCUUUGACGCGCUGGAUUUACCGUUGGGACGCAGCAGUUUUAUGUUUCGUAAGUGCGCGUCUGAUUGUGUGUCGAAAUUGAGAUGCGCCGGGUGCGGGGGCCGCUGUUACGAAUUCGUUUGGCUGACAUCCGAAUGGAGGUGUUACCCAAAACAUAGUCAGUGUGCAAUUUCAAUACAAUUAAAAAUGCUA